AUGGCAGAAAGAAUUGUAAAGAAGUUAGAAAUUCUAAAUGAGCAAGCAAAGGUACUUUUGGCCACAAGAAUAAAGGAAAACAGUGUUCAGAGUUACAUAAGGAAGACUUUUGUUAGACCCCUGACAUUUGAUUUUCAAUUGGAAUCCAAAGAGGCUAUUUCUGCUACAUCUACAUCUGUGACAGUAUCACAGAGCAGAGAAGACAAGCCACACAGUAUUACAAAAACUAAAAGCUAUGUCUCCUUAAAAAAUAAGCCUAAACCGAGAAAGAGUGAUUUUGAGAAGUUAAAAUUAAGAUUACAUGCUGCGCCAACAAAUAUAAAAAAUCAAGAAAACAAAUCAACAGCUCAAACUGAAAAAAAACCUAAGGAAUCAUUUGGUUCUGUUGUCUACUUAAAAGAUUAUGCAUAUAAAAGAAUUGAAUAUCAUUCAGAAGGAACGAAAAGCUUGCUACCCUUAUGCUUGGAGGAUGAAUUGAAAAAGCCAAACACCAAGAUAAUCAACAUUAGUCCUGCAAAGACAGUAAUAAGAAUAUCUGAACAAAAUGAUACAAAUCCCAUAAUUUUUCAUGAGACUAGAUAUGUACAAAUGUUUCUUUUGACAAGAAAUAGGUUUCUGCUUGAAUUUAUGGAAAAUAAAAUCAGUGAACCACAGAAAAGAGUAAAUUUGGUUUUAGAAAGAAAUCGUGAAAUUCUCAAACCUGUAACUAAUAAUCAAAGGAUUACUUCUUCCAAACCUAAAAGAACCAUGCCUACAGCAUGGAGGAAGCGUAUGCAAGUGAUAUCUUUUGAAAUGGGUUGCAGAGUUAUAGAAGAUAAACUAAAGAAAAGUAUUGCGCAAACAUCCAAAAACAUAUCUGAGAAAUCCUAUAAUUUCUCAGAGCCUUUUUCCAGCCUAACAAAAACAUUUGUAGGUUUACUUGGUAAAACUGUCAUUGAAGAAACAAGUGCUAAAAUUGGCAAAUUUGAAAGAAUGUUGUCUACAGUAAAACCAACGAGCAAAUUCAGUGCUUCACCUGUCGAAUGUUGUUCAAAGCCUUUAAAAAACAAACUCCAAGUCCAUAUAAUACAAACUGUAACUCCACUGGAUGAUUUGCUAACCUUGUCAAGUGAAAAUUAAAUGCCUCAUAAAAUAUUUUUUGCGGUAAUACUUGAGUAACAAGAAGCAAAGAACAAAGUUUCAAGAUCAUAGAAGAAAUUCUUGUCUAAAUAGUACUGUUCUAAUGGAUGGCAUAUAAAUUGGAGUU
Messenger RNA from Pipistrellus kuhlii (Kuhl's pipistrelle), 1246 nucleotides. It is a transcript of the gene CUNH1orf141, whose product is annotated as chromosome unknown C1orf141 homolog. NCBI's taxonomy places the organism in Eukaryota, Metazoa, Chordata, Mammalia, Chiroptera, Vespertilionidae. The record is from RefSeq and is a predicted model, not a curated record. The coding region runs from base 1 to 1119 and encodes 372 amino acids. The transcript is spliced from 6 exons.